GCUUUUGUUUAAAGAUAUCAAGCAAAGGGUCUGUUUCAGAAAACUCCGGAGAGCUGGGCUAUAUGAAGAUCGCGACACAGUUGUUGGUUUUCCCUCGCAGAAAUGCCAGUGCGUGCUGUGACCACCAGGUUCAUGUACAAGGGACUUUGCACUAUUCCAGAUGUCCUCUCCUUACGGAGCCCUGUUAUCCUGCCUGAGGAUGAGGUGGAAGAGAUUCGUGAAGCAUUCAAAGUAUUUGACCGAGAUGGGAAUGGCUUCAUCUCCAAGCAGGAGUUGGGGAUGGCCAUGCGUUCACUGGGCUACAUGCCCAAUGAGGUGGAGCUGGAGGUUAUCAUCCAAAGACUUGAUAUAGACGGCGAUGGUCAAGUUGGUUUUGACGAAUUUGUCACAUUGCUUGGUCCUAAACUCGCCUCAGCUGGAAUGCCUGAUAAGUUCCACGGUGCAGACUUUGAUUCGGUGUUUUGGAAGUGUGACAUGCAGAAGCUCACUGUGGAUGAGCUGAAGAAACUACUUUAUGAUACUUUCCGUGACCACCUUACCAUGAAAGACAUUGAGAACAUCAUCAUGACUGAGGAGAGCCACCUGAAUAGUCCAGAGUCCCACGUGGACAUUGACACAAGCCCAACACAACAGGAAAAACACACAUGUGUACGUAAAAGUCUGAUUUGUGCCUUUGCCAUUGCAUUUAUUAUCAGCGUUAUGCUCAUCGCAGCAAAUCAAAUGCUCCGCAGAGGAAUGAAGUAAACAUUUUUUCCAGCUGCUUACUAAGAGACUGAAAGACGGACAAUGAAAAAGGCAAACAAUAACCAAAAUAUCUGACUGUUUUUGGUUGUCUUCAAUGUCUACAACACCCACAAUGAUGCUAUCACAGCUUUCCUCUAUAACGGAUGAAAUGAUGUCAUGCAGUUGUUCUGUAACGCCACCAAUCAUAACGUAACAUGGUGAAAAAAAAAGACAGAACGAAAGGAAGACAUUUCAAGGGCUGAUUAGUAACCCAAACAGAGUAUCACCUUUUUUCAAUAUUUCACUGUAAGGUAUGUGCUGUAGUGAUAGCUGUGCUGUGUCUAAUAUAUCAAAACAAUUAAUAUUGUUGAUGAGAACUCUGCUGUUUGGAAUAAUAAUAGUAAAGAUGAUAGUAAUUAAGCAAUACAAGAGUGUUCAUGGGCUACAUAUUAAGUAGUUUUAAGUCACUUACUUAAACAUUGUUAAUUGUAAACGGAGAGAGUGUAUCUUUUUACGUUUUUAUUUAAGUCCAGCUCACACAUAGUUUAUCAAACUUUGCUAAACCAUAAUUACGGUAAGUGCAGUAGUCCCAAUAAUUGAGAUUGGACUGAUCAUAAAACUUAAUGAGUUCUUGAGUUAACAGCUGUACAAAUAUGUUGAGCGGAAUAUUUGGACUAUAAUAUCACCUCUGAGACUGAAAUAUCUCAACAAACAGAUAUUCAUUAUUCCCACAGAAUGAAUCCCACUAGCUUUGGUGAUCCCCUGACGUAUCCUGUAAAGCCACCAGCAGAUCAUUGCUUUCACUUACUGUGUUAAAUAUCUCAUCAUGCACUCAAUGCAUUGGCACACAAUUUGGUACAAACAUUUACAUUUCCCAGAGGAUGUAUCCCAUUCACUUAUGUCAUCACCCGAUUU
Messenger RNA from Scatophagus argus, 1638 nucleotides. RefSeq names its product calcium binding protein 7b (gene cabp7b). Gene Ontology annotation, molecular function: calcium ion binding. NCBI's taxonomy places the organism in Eukaryota, Metazoa, Chordata, Actinopteri, Scatophagidae. The transcript is spliced from 5 exons. The record is from RefSeq and is a predicted model, not a curated record. Bases 103 to 744 code for a protein of 213 amino acids.